CCUCCAUCGGGACGGACCCUCCCAGUCAACAGCUUUCGAUAGCGCUCCUCCAUCGCCAGCCAGCACACGCAUACGGCUCCUCGAACUGCGACUGCUCGACUCCUUCUCUCCUCCCUCCUCCCUCCCCCUGUUCCUCCUUUUCCUCCUCCCUCUCCUCCUCCUCACCACCGCCGCCGCCGCCAUUCCACGCCUCCGGCACGCGCGCCCCGGGAUCGAUCAUUCCCCUUCCUCGCCCCCCGCGCAGCAGCGGUAGCUACCAAGCAAUCAAGCGAGCAAACAAACAAGCAAACAAAACCAUGGCGAGCAAGGUCGACCGCAUCGUCGCGCGGCUGCAGGACAAGAUUGCCGACGGCGACUUCUACGAGGCCCAGCAGCAGACGCGCGUCGCCGCCUCGCGCCACAUUAAGACGCGCAACUGGCCCGCCGCCAUCGACAUCCUCGCCAGCGUCGCCCAGGCCCUGCUCCGCGCCGGCCAGGGCGGCAGCGGCGGCGACCUGUGCGUCAUGCUCGUCGACGUCUACCGCCAGGCCGAGCUCCGGCCCGAUGCCGCCGCAAAGGGCCGCCUGCUGACGUGCCUGCGCCUGUUCGAGGCCGGGGAGCCCACGAGGAAGAAGUUUGUCGGCGAGAUGAUUGGAUGGUCCGCCAAGUUCGGCGAAUACCCCGCCGGCGAUCCGGAGCUGCACCACGUCGCAGGAUCGAUAUACGCCGAGGAGCACGACACGUACGAGGCCGAGCGGCACCUUCUGCUCGGCACCAAAGAUUCCCCCGAGGUGCUAUUGAAAAUGGAGUACGCGUGGUACAAGGAGGGCGACGCCCACAUGGCGCCGCAAUUUGCCGCGCGUGCCAUCCUCCCCUACCUGCUCGUCGGCAACGUCCGCGCCGCCAACACAUGCUACCGCCUCUUCACCAGCGCCCUCAGCACCGAUAGCCCCAACCUGGGCGUACAGGAUGUGUCGAGUGCGAGCUCCGACGUUCGCAUCUUCCCCAGCCUGCCGCUGCUCAACUUCCUCGGCCUGCUGCUACUGGCCAUCCAGCGCGGCGCCCCCGAGGUGUACAAGGGACUCGUCUCCAAGUAUGCGACCCAGGUCAAUGAGGCCGAGGUCUGGGCUGAGCCGCUCGAGAUGAUUGCCGAGAUGUACUUUGGCAUCCAAAAGCCGCGCCAGAGCAACCCGCUCAUGGACAUGAUGAGCGGCUUCUUUGGCGGCGGAGGCGCGCCCCAGCAGCAGCCCCAGCGGCGGGGUCUGCGCGGUGUAGAUGCCCCGGCGCCAGCGGGCCUGGACUGAUGUCGAUAUGAGAUAUGCAUGUAUGUAUAAACAUAGAGCAAAUACACGCAGCGUGUGCUUCGCAACGGG
Molecule: messenger RNA, 1352 nt
Organism: Purpureocillium takamizusanense
Lineage: Eukaryota; Fungi; Ascomycota; Sordariomycetes; Hypocreales; Ophiocordycipitaceae
Exons: 2
Coding region: 297-1283 (328 amino acids)
Biological process (GO): protein insertion into ER membrane
Cellular component (GO): cytosol; TRC complex
Molecular function (GO): protein binding
Source: RefSeq, a predicted model, not a curated record